Messenger RNA from Pyrgilauda ruficollis (rufous-necked snowfinch), 906 nucleotides. It is a transcript of the gene EEF1B2, whose product is annotated as eukaryotic translation elongation factor 1 beta 2. Gene Ontology annotation, cellular component: cytosol; eukaryotic translation elongation factor 1 complex. The record is from RefSeq and is a predicted model, not a curated record. Lineage: Eukaryota; Metazoa; Chordata; Aves; Passeriformes; Passeridae. Gene Ontology annotation, biological process: translational elongation. The transcript has 6 exons. The coding region runs from base 56 to 730 and encodes 224 amino acids. Gene Ontology annotation, molecular function: guanyl-nucleotide exchange factor activity; translation elongation factor activity.
UCCCGCGGCGGUGGCGGUCGGGGCGGGCGCAGCGUGUGGGCCGCGCGCCGCCGCCAUGGGCUUCGGGGACCUGAAGUCCGCCGCGGGCCUCCGCGUCCUCAAUGACUUCCUGGCUGAUAAGAGCUACAUCGAGGGGUACGUCCCUUCGCAGGCUGACAUAGCAGUCUUCGAAGCGAUCGCUGCUCCUCCGCCUGCAGAAUUGUUCCAUGCUCUCCGGUGGUACAAUCACAUUAAGUCGUAUGAAAAGCAAAAGGCAAGCUUGCCAGGAGUAAAGAAGGCUUUGGGAAAAUAUGGUCCUGCUGAUGUUGAGGACACAACAGGUGCAGCCACAGACAGCAAAGAUGAUGAUGACAUUGACCUUUUUGGAUCUGAUGAUGAGGAGGAAAGUGAAGAAGCAAAGAAACUGAGGGAAGAGCGUCUGGCCCAGUACGAAUCAAAGAAGUCCAAAAAACCAGCUGUUGUUGCCAAGUCAUCAAUCUUGCUUGAUGUGAAGCCUUGGGAUGAUGAGACAGACAUGGCCAAAUUAGAGGAGUGUGUUCGAAGCAUUCAAGCAGAUGGCUUGGUCUGGGGGUCUUCCAAGCUGGUACCUGUUGGCUAUGGUAUCAAAAAGCUUCAGAUUCAGUGUGUUGUUGAAGAUGAUAAAGUUGGAACAGAUAUGCUGGAAGAGAGAAUAACAGCUUUUGAAGAUUAUGUACAAUCAAUGGAUGUAGCUGCUUUCAAUAAGAUUUAAGUCUUGAUAUACCUAGAAUAAAUGUUGUUGCAAAAAAUGUGCAGUGUCUGUUCUUGUUUCAGAAUCUUAGAGUAAUCCAGCUCACAAAUGUAAGGUUUUCUUAAUGGGUAAAGUAGAAGCUGAAACUGAAUUUCAGGAUUGUUCUGACACCUCACUGUAGUACCCAGGAGCAUGAG